This is a messenger RNA of Culex quinquefasciatus (southern house mosquito), 901 nucleotides long. Its product is annotated as glutathione S-transferase theta-1. Gene Ontology annotation, molecular function: glutathione transferase activity. The coding region runs from base 105 to 806 and encodes 233 amino acids. The record is from RefSeq and is a predicted model, not a curated record. Gene Ontology annotation, cellular component: cytoplasm. Lineage: Eukaryota; Metazoa; Arthropoda; Insecta; Diptera; Culicidae. The transcript is spliced from 2 exons. Gene Ontology annotation, biological process: glutathione metabolic process.
AAUGAGUAUGUGUUGAUGAAACACGCAGCUCAGCCAAAAAACAUUGAACUUUGAGCUUAUCAGAGCCGGUCCGUCGUUUCGCACAAACAGAACAGUUCUAAAAAAUGGCCUCCCGAGCACUAAAGUACUACUACGACCUGCUGUCCCAGCCGUCCCGCGCCCUCUACAUCCUGCUGGAGCAGAGCAAGAUACCGUACGAAAGGUGUCCAGUUGCGCUUCGAAAGUUGGAAAACCGCACCACCGAGUUCAAGGAGACCAUCAACCGGUUCGGCAAGGUCCCGUGCAUCGUGCACGGGGACUUCAAGCUGGCGGAGAAUGUGGCCAUUCUGCGAUAUUUGUCGCGGGAGUGUCCCGAUCUGCCGGACUUUUGGUAUCCGCGGGAAAAUCUGGCUCGGGCCAGGGUUGACGAAUAUUUAGAGUGGCAGCACACGACGAUUCGGGCCCAGUGCGCGCAGUACUUUCUGUACGUUUGGAUGACGCCGCUUCUGGGGAUGGAGCUGGACCCGGCGAAGGUCGAGCGGCUGCGGAAGAACAUGGCCGACGGGUUGGACCUGUUUCAGCGGGUGUGGUUGGAGGACGGGAAGAAGGCGUUUGUGGCCGGGGAGAGCUUGAGCUACGCGGACGUGCUGGCAGCUUGCGAGAUCGAACAGCCCAAGUGUGCGGGGUACGAUCCGAGGGAGGGGCGGCCACAGUUGGCCGCGUGGAUGGAACGGGUGCGGCAGGGAACGAACCCGUACUAUGACGAGGCGCACAAGAUUUUGUACAAGUUUACGCCGAAGGAAAUUGCGACGCCGACGGUAAAGUGAGCUCAACGGUAGUUUGACGUUUGCUGUGCAAUGUAGCCAAACAAUGCCUGUAUUUUAGAUAAGUUCAAUAAAUAUUUUUUAGACUGGUUUUCAAA